AUGUCGAAAUUGUCGCUUGCGUCAAUGAUCUGUUAUCUAUUGGGAAUCUUGCUGUUGUCGAAAACAGCGCUGGCACAGACUACAUUACCCGAAUCCUCACUCGAUGAACCCACGACAAUUUCGACCGCAUCUGAUGAGCCGACGGCAGCUUCGACCACUUCGUUUUUUAAUUCUUUUAACUCGAUUCCCACAGUAUUACCUUCAGUGGUGACGACAAAUGGAACGCAAUCAAUGCCGUCGGAAUCGUCAAAUGACUUAAUUUUAGAUCCUCGAGAAUACAGCAAGUUGAUUAAGUUAAAGAAUGUUCCCGGGACCGAAAAUAGCACUCACCAGUGUCUUUACGUGUCAACGCCACGUCCCGGGGAGAACCGAUUCAAUGUAUCGUGGGACUGCGAGGCUGGCUAUUAUUGUCUCGGUCCCAAUGCGAAAUACCCAUGUACUGCAGGAUUCCUUUGUCCGAAUAAUAGUUCCGUAUCAAAAUCCAUUUUCAUCCAAAUAGCGCAGCCGGUGUAUUGUUGCGAAGGUUAUUAUUGCUCGAGAGAUACGACCCAAUUGACUCCAUGUCCUUCCGGCUAUUUUUGUACUCUAGGCACCGUGGAUCCAAUUUCUUGUCAUUACCUCGCACUCUGUCCUCUCGGAUCGUCAUCCGCAAAUAAAUAUUUUGUCGUGCUAUUCGUCUUGGUCCUGGCUUCAAUAAUAUUGAUCCUGUUGCAUAUUAAAAGGAAGUCCGAUGAACUGAAAAGGAUGAAAUAUCAGCGAAUCUUACAUGAGAAGAGGCCACUAUCUGAAAGAACAUUGGGAUCCGUGCCAAAAUAUUUUGAUAUCGAAUUUGAAAAUUUGAGUUUGGUGACGCCCAUGGGCAUUGAAAUUCUGAAGGGUGUCUCGGGAAAAUUUUUACAUGGCAGAACUUGUGCGAUCAUGGGACCAUCAGGUGCCGGUAAGACAACGUUUGUUUCGCUCUUGACCGGAAAGGUAAAAAGAACUAGUGGCAAAGUGAAAGUUAAUGGUGUGACGGAGUCGUUGGAGAAGUAUCAAAAACUCAUCGGGUUUGUACCUCAGGAAGAUAUAAUGCUACGAGAGUUGACCGUGCGAGAGAUUCUUGUGCAUUCAGCUUUGAUGCGCCUGCCUUCUAACAUGGAACGCGCGGAAAAGAAACGAAAGGUUAUCGAGAUCAUUAAAUUUUUGGGAUUGGAUCAUGUGAUGGACUCGGUUAUCGGAGAUGAGGAGGAAAGAGGUAUCUCUGGUGGACAGAGAAAACGCGUGAACAUAGGAAUGGAACUUGUCGCUGAACCAUCGAUUCUUUUCUUAGACGAACCAACUUCGGGUCUAGAUUCUGUCACAUCGUUCGAAGUGUGCACCAUGUUGAAAAGCAUUGCUCACCAGCAAGGGCUUACGAUCGCGGCAAUUAUUCAUUCUCCAUCACCACAGGCGUUUGAUACAUUUGACGAUUUCAUGUUGCUAGGAAAAGGAGGGAUGAUCAUAUAUUUCGGUGAGCGAGACAAGGCAAUGGAUUAUUUCACCGAUCUCGGUUAUGAGAGUCCGCCAUUCUUAAGUCCAUCCGAUUUCAUGAUGGAGAUUGCAUCUGGGAAAGUGCAUCCUAGGGGGAAGCCAAAUGUGACAUUGAUCGACCUUCAUGAAAUUUGGAAAGGGGGAAAGAAGGAAGCCACAGGAUUCUUUGGGGAGACAAGGGUACACGAAUCAAACUUGGAAUUGGGCUUAGGGUUAUUACCGGAAGCGGAAUCUCGUAAACUCGCAGGAGGUUUCAUCUCAUCGGUAUAUCAUAUUUACGUUGAAUCUCGCGAAUACGUCAUCGAUGUGAUUUCUGAAUUCUGGGAAUUUCUCAAAUCUUGCGCGUUUUGGAAAAGCAAUCACAUCCGAGAAACUCCGAAUGUUUUCAUAACUUUCGUACUCCUGUUCAAGAGGUCCUGCUUGCAACUCUAUCGAAACAGAGGUGGUUUCAUGUAUGAUCAAUCCGUACAUCUCGUGGCCGGUCUGUUCAUUUCAUUUGCAAUAAGUAAUCAGGAUUAUAUUGGAAAAGUACCUCAAGAUCUCUGCAGUAUAACUCCAUUCAUAGUUCUGCCUUCUUGCCUUUCACCGGCGGAUGGGCUUCAGAAUAUUUCGGUAUUUAUGGCGCUGGGUGCCACCUUCUGUGGGAUCAAUGCCGGAACAGCGACGUUUGGGUACGAGAGAGUCGUGUAUUGGCGCGAUACGGCAGCGGGAAUGAGAACCGUUCCAUACUUCCUUGCUAAAGUUGUCGCCGACAUUCCGCGAAUUUUAUUGGCAUCUCUCAUGUAUUCGUUGGCAUUCAUAUUGUUCUAUGCAUACCGAGCACCAUUCUACGAAGUCUAUUUAAUUGUUCUACUGUGCUAUAUGGCGACGUGGGCGAUGGGUUACUUUUUAUCUUCAGUCGUACCAAAGGAAAAACUGGGAUUAGCUGCCACAGGGCUGGCUCUUGCCUGUGGUCUGGUAUUGAACGGCGCCACCCCUAGAUUAGAAUUGGUCAUGUCUGACAACACCUACAAAUUUCUGAGAUGGUUGUGGUUUGUUUCAGCGCAAAGGUGGAUCGUCGAAGCCUUUUAUCUCCGAGAGCUUAGUCCAAGGGCGUAUGUAUUUGGUUUCGUCAAACUCUUCAAACCUAGCUAG
Messenger RNA from Acaulospora morrowiae, 2643 nucleotides. Lineage: Eukaryota; Fungi; Glomeromycota; Glomeromycetes; Diversisporales; Acaulosporaceae. The record is from the annotation of a GenBank genome assembly.